AUGACAGAAAAUUUUAACCAAGAAAACACUAAUCCUAAUCUUCAAAUUGAAGAAAACUCCACAUACCCAUUAGUUAAUAAUAUUACAUACAAAGAGCGUGUAAAUAAUCAAACGAAACGUAGUUUCAGUUAUGUUAUUAUAAAAGAAGGUGUUUAUCCUGAAAAAGUCCUUACUGGACCAAAAAGCAAAAAUUCUGUAAUUAGUAGAAAAAAAAGAUCAAUUCAACAAUAUAAAAUCCCACAUAAUUAUAUUGUAGAAACAACAUGGGGACGAGCAGCUAAUAAACGAACAGUUCGUUGUAAAAUUAAUUAUGUUGAUGGAAUACCUCAAUUUUGUAUUGAAUAUGGUUUUAACUUUCAAAAUGUCAUUUUCUCAACUAAAUCUCCAUCUGAUGCAGCGCUUAAUUAUGAGAGAGCUUUAAAACCAGGGACAAAGGCUACUAUUUCAGGUCCCCUUGUAUUUGGAUUACAAUUAAACAGUGUGCAAAAGGCACGUGAAGCAAGAAGAAGAGGGCAUUUAAUUAAACCAGCCAAUAAUUGUGUCCAAUCAACACUUGAAAAACGUGCUAAAAAAAUUGCAGAAAGAACACAAGUUAGUUUUAAUAAUAAUGUUAAGGAAAUUUAUCAUGAGUCUGAUAAAGUUAUGCUGAAAGAAAUUGAAUUCACACUUAAUGAUAUGGAUUUUCAAGUGAAUUAUGGUUAUGAACAAGAAAAAAAAAAUCAUCAAAUUCAAUCUAUAGUAAAAGCAGUUGACCAAGGACAGAUAUCCAGAUGUUCUUAUCAAAAUUUAGCUGCUGCAGAAUAUAAUUUACCACGUUUAGGCUCUGUUUCUGAUGAACGCACUGCAAUUACUAAUUAUAUGAAUCAAAUAAUUAAAAUUUCAUUGGUUGACAUAAAAAAAAUAAAUGAACCUGAAGAGUCAAUAGAGUCUGAAGAAGAAGAUAUUGUGGAUUUGGAAAUUAUACAAAAAGUCAUUGAUACAAUGGGAAUAGGUAUUCGUCGUAGUGCAAAAGACAUUUUAUGUUAUAUUAUUCCACAGUUGCAGAAACAGCAAAUAUUAAAAUCAUCAGAUCCAACUAUUCAUCUACGUGGUCGUGGUGGCACUUUGCUGUCUUGUGAUAAGGCGAAAGGUUAUUCUGCCGAAGGCAUUAGCCUCACUGAUCCUGACAUCAGUCAGAGAUCCAAGCAUAUAUCUUCCUUGGUAAAAGAUCUCAUGGAAAAGAAGAUCAUACUAAUUCGGUCACCUCCUCCAUAUUCUGGAAAAAUGUCGUUGGCUCAAUUAUUAGAAAAUUACUUGGUCAAAUCACAAGAAUAUGCUAAAUACAGAGUAAUAAGAAUUUCAAUGCUUUGGGCGUCAGCUGUGAAAAUGAGAUGCACUUGGGAGACAUUUGGAACGGUAUGGGAGAAGAUUAUUGGUGUAAGCUGGAUUGAGUGGAUAGGACAGUGCGAAAGUACUCCAUUGAUUUUGAUAAUGGAUGAGGUUCAAAAGAUCUACAAACAUGAAAUUGAUGAAAGUAUGAAAAAUGCAGAAACUGCUAUUGAUUUUUGGGAUACCAUUAAGGCCAGCCUUCAAGAGUCAUCGAAUGUUCAAAAGAUCUACAAACAUGAAAUUGAUGAAAGUAUGAAAAAUGCAGAAACUGAUUCUGGAAAAAUGUCGUUGGCUCAAUUAUUAGAAAAUUACUUGGUCAAAUCACAAGAAUAUGCUAAAUACAGAGUAAUAAGAAUUUCAAUGCUUUGGGCGUCAGCUGUGAAAAUGAGAUGCACUUGGGAGACAUUUGGAACGGUAUGGGAGAAGAUUAUUGGUGUAAGCUGGAUUGAGUGGAUAGGACAGUGCGAAAGUACUCCAUUGAUUUUGAUAAUGGAUGAGGUUCAAAAGAUCUACAAACAUGAAAUUGAUGAAAGUAUGAAAAAUGCAGAAACUGCUAUUGAUUUUUGGGAUACCAUUAAGGCCAGCCUUCAAGAGUCAUCGAAUGUUUAUAUUAUUAUGUUUGGAGCUUAUGGAUAUGAUGCUAACUCUGCAGGACUUUCAACUCCUGUCACAAUACCACCAGAUAACAGCAAAGCAGUUUUUGGAUGCGAUGGAUAUAUAGAUUUUUAUGUGGAUAAGUUAGAAUGGGCAAUAGAGCUCUUGAGAGAUGGUAAGGACAUGACCAAGCAUAGUAGGAGAUUUGAACCUAUUGUAAAAACAAUUGAUAUAUAUAAUGGAUAA
This is a messenger RNA of Entrophospora sp. SA101, 2208 nucleotides long. The record is from the annotation of a GenBank genome assembly. NCBI's taxonomy places the organism in Eukaryota, Fungi, Glomeromycota, Glomeromycetes, Entrophosporales, Entrophosporaceae.